AUGGGGUGUGCCUUAUCCAGCCCAGGCAUCAGGUCAGACGCCGCCAUCUCUGAAGAGAAGAGGCGCUCCUCUCUGGAAGAUGGUUUGGAAUUGCCUGAGGAAGCCGAGUGUCUGGGCGACGAGGAGAUGCCUGAAUUGUUCCCACUUUCAGAGGCUCAGAAGGAGCUGAUCCAAGAGUCCUGGAAAGUCCUGCACAAAGACAUUGCCAGAGUUGGCAUCGUCGUCUUCAUCAGGCUCUUCGAGACCCACCCUGAGUGCAAAGACGCGUUCUUCCUCUUCCGUGACAUUGAUGACCUACAGCAGCUGAAGAUGAACAAAGAACUGCAAGCUCAUGGCCUCAGGGUGAUGUCGUUCAUCGAGAAGAGCGUGGCACGGCUGGACGAGGAGGGCAAGCUGGAAUACUUGGCCUUCGAACUGGGCAGGAGUCACUGCCGGUAUAAAGCUCCCCCCAAGUAUUAUGAGUACAUUGGCGCUCAGUUCAUCCAGGCUGUCCAGCCCAUUCUAAAAGAAGAGUGGACCCCAGAGGUCGAGAAAGCCUGGGAGAGCCUGUUCAAGUACCUGGCAGCCACCAUGCGGAGAGGCUUCUACAAGGAAGAGAAGAUGAUGGAGGCCAGCCAGUCCCUUUCCUCGAGGAAGGCUGGUGCUGAAUCCACCCCAAACAAAGUCUAG
Elgaria multicarinata webbii is the source of this 669-nucleotide messenger RNA. Its product is annotated as neuroglobin-like. The record is from RefSeq and is a predicted model, not a curated record. Gene Ontology annotation, molecular function: oxygen binding; heme binding; oxygen carrier activity. Bases 1 to 669 code for a protein of 222 amino acids. The transcript has 5 exons. Lineage: Eukaryota; Metazoa; Chordata; Lepidosauria; Squamata; Anguidae. Gene Ontology annotation, biological process: response to hypoxia; oxygen transport.